AUGGAUAAUUCCCCUUCACUAGAGGAAUUUUUGGAGAAGGUUAAAGCCAAACCCUCUCCUGGGGGAAAACAAUGGGCCCAAGAACAUUGGUCAGAUGCUUCCGCCCUUGUGGAAAGGAUGAUCCUGUUGCAAACCCACUCGAAAUGCAAACCUGGUAAGGGUAAAGCUAUAGUUUGUGCAGCAUUUGGAGCAGCAGUGUCAGCCGCACAGGAAGAGGUAAAAUCCCUUAGAGAGAAAUUAGAACAAGAAAAGAGCAAAGUGAAAGUCCUCUCAGGGGAUGUGGAGAAUUUUGCCAAGGCAGAGGGGGGCAGCGAGGAGAAAUCUGAUACUGGUAGUGGAUUAUAUCCCUCCAAGGAGUUAGAAGAAUUACGGAAAAGAAUGAUAACAAAAGAGGUACCCAUUUCCACUUUAGAACUUGCCAAAUUAAGAAAAUAUUUUGGUAGAUCCCUCAAGGAAUCUGAGACAGAGUAUGUGUGGAGGAUCUCUUUGCUGGGGGGGGAUGAGAUCAUGUUAACUGAAAAGAAAGCAAAUGAAUAUUGGGGACCCAAGGUAUUUUUAACCAUGGGUGAUAAUAGAGCCCGCUGUACCCUCACUCAGCGUGCUGCUUAUUGGAUAGGGGGAUUAAAACCACCAGAGAGAGGAAACCCCCUUGCCAUAAAAAGGGAAGUCGACCAGUUAGUAGAAAGUGUGCAAAAGGAAGCUUGUCUCCAAAUGAUGAAUGAAAGGAAGUCAGACCACAACAGUUCUAUGUUGUUACCUGUGGAUCCCGAAAGAUUAACCCCUCUGAUACAGGGACUCCCUGACUCCUUAAAAGCAAUGGGAAUACAGCUACAAGGCAGAAUUCAGAGUAUUGGUUCUCAAGACAGGUUGUUAACAGCAUUAGAAAUAGCACUUUCACCUGAUUGCAGGUCCUCUGAACAAAAAGCAUGGACGUGGGGGGAGGUAGCUCAAGAGCUCAUUGACUAUGGGCGAAAGUAUGGUCCUGUGGUGCAGAGUAGAAAGUAA
This is a messenger RNA of Chaetura pelagica (chimney swift), 1005 nucleotides long. RefSeq lists its product as uncharacterized. The record is from RefSeq and is a predicted model, not a curated record. NCBI's taxonomy places the organism in Eukaryota, Metazoa, Chordata, Aves, Apodiformes, Apodidae.